CUAAUUUCGCCUCUGGAUUUGGAAAGCACCUCCCUGCGCCAUGCCGUGGCCCUUGCUGCUGCUGAAGAGGGCGCAACGCGGCUUGCCUCUUCUGCCUCGGAGAAGACCUCUUGAUCCCCGCAGGAUCGUGGGUCAAGGAUGCCGACUCUGCCAUACCGGCCAGCCCUCCGCCACCGAGAGCCCCACGGAAGAAGAGAAAUAUUACCCCCUGUAUCCAGGACACAUCCCUACCAGCCCUCUGCAGAAAGGCCUGCUGGCAGCCGGCUCAGCGUUCAUGGCUCUCUACAACCCCUACCGACACGAUAUGGUGGCUGUCCUUGGGGAAACGACGGGAUACCUCGCUCUGCGGAAACUCCGGGAGAAGAUGAGAACUGACCCUGAGGGAUAUCGGAUCCUACAAGAGCGGCCUCGGAUCCGUCUCUCCACUCUGGACAUCGCCGGACUUCAGGCGCUUCCGGAUGGAACCUUUGGCCGGGAAUAUGUUCGUUUUUUGGAUGAUAAUAGGGUUUCCCCAGACACGAGGAUGCCUGCCAAGUUUGUAGAUGACGAAGAACUGGCCUACGUGGUCCAGCGGUACCGAGAAGUCCACGAUUUGAUGCACACCCUCCUUGGCAUGCCCACCAACAUGCUAGGGGAGGUUGUGGUAAAAUGGUUUGAGGCGGUCCAGACCGGUCUUCCCAUGUGCAUUCUGGGAGCAGUGUUUGGCCCUAUCCGUCUGAACGCCAGGAAUCUUCGUAUCCUGACCACGGAACUCAUUCCAUGGGCCGUUCGGAGCGGGAGCAGCGCCAACUGUAUCUUGAACAUCUAUUACGAGGAGCGCUGGGAUCAGACGGUGGAGAACCUUCGUAACGAAAUCGGCAUUUUGCCGCCCCCAGUGAUUGAAGUCUGAGUCCGUGCCAGGGAAAAGAACGGCAGCCUCACCAGGCCGGCCCAGCGGCCGCUGGAACCCUUGGAAGUCCAACACCACUUAUGCUGGAUCAGCUGGGGGCAUCCCUGGUCCUGCCAACUGAAAGAUGUAUGAAUCCGUCAGCAACGGCUGAUGUUUUUGCUUCCCCAAAAUCAGAGACACAAUCUCAAGGCAAGAUGAGCGUAAUUUAAAAAACAAAAUCCGCUCAGCAAUAAAGGCAGUACCAAUGACAGCCGUGAAAACUGGGGAAAAACCCAGCAGAAAUACAAAAACUAAGCACUCCCACAAAUUGCUGGUCGUACCUGGCUUUACUUUAGGCUAGCCUUGAUGGGCGUGAGUAAACUAACGUAUUUCUUCGAUUGUAAGACGCACACUAAUUUCAGUACCACCAACAGAAAAAAAAAGCUUUGAUUCUAAGAAUAAUAAUCGCACCCGCAAUUCUGAGACGCACCCCGUUUUUAGAGAU
Molecule: messenger RNA, 1373 nt
Organism: Elgaria multicarinata webbii
Lineage: Eukaryota; Metazoa; Chordata; Lepidosauria; Squamata; Anguidae
Gene: COQ4
Product: coenzyme Q4
Exons: 7
Coding region: 41-889 (282 amino acids)
Biological process (GO): ubiquinone biosynthetic process
Cellular component (GO): mitochondrion; mitochondrial inner membrane
Source: RefSeq, a predicted model, not a curated record